UAUAAAGGCACACACAAACAGACAGUCGCUAUAAAUCGUGCAGGCACUCAGCUCACUAGCUGAGCCUGUACUGUGGACACUGUCCAAGUGUUGUUUAUAUUCUGGGUCUUCUUGAGCAGAAUGACUUGACCUAUUCCAGUCCGCUGAAGUCAGUUUCGCAUCUGGACGGACGGUUGCUUGCCGAGUCUACCGCCGGCACGGGUGUGAAAUCAGUGAGUAGGAUUUUCUGGAAUCUUGUUGGCCAGACUUUGUGCAAAUGUCACCACUGUACUACUGUUGAUUUUUCGAGCCUGUAAUCAAUUUUCCAUUUGUGUGAGUGGAUCAUUGGACUGCCUUCUUGAAGUUCUUCUGCCUCAACAAAACCUGAGAGAUACUCGGAUAGGGAUGAUCUCUAUGGUCUCAGACUUCUCGGUUUAUCGCUGCCGGUGUUGGUAAGGACUUUAAUAGGUGUUGCACGUUUGCUCGCGUGACGCUCUAGGAGUCCUGUCCAAGCAGGACCUACUACUGCUGUCUUUCACUCUCACUCGAAUAGAAGCUAAAGUCACUCAUUCAGCAAUGCAGAGUUUCCGAUACGCGCUGCGUGCCGGCCAGCCCGCUAGUUCUAUGCAACAACAUACAUGCAGAAGUAUUAGUUUAGCCAGUAGAUCUACCUCUUAUCCCAGACCCAGUUUGGAGUAUGCCGUGUCGUUUCUUGGGCGGUCUCGUAGCAGGUGCAGUCCUAGAGCAAGCGGAAGUGAUUUUGCUUCAAUCAGCCAGCGCUCGUACUCAACGAGUCGCAAAGAAAAUUUAAAUUCGAAUGCAGGUAGUGCUUGUGGCACAGAGAGAAGCCAUGACUUGGCAUCAUCCAUUGAUACGCGAUCUAUGGCCACUGUGGCUGUCGGCGCGAAGGCCAAUGACCCCGACGAACGCAGUCAACUCGAGCCAACGGGCGAGCGUUUCAAUGAGAAACUUUUCGAUCGACGUCGUGCGUUGGUUUCGCGUUAUUGUUCGAGUGAGCUGACGAAUAGUGGUCAGUGGUGGUGCAGAGAUACAGCUCAUGCUCGUAAUGGCAGCAGCAAUAUCAGUGACGUUAGACAGGCGGCAGGGAGACCAGAAAGCAUGAUGAGUGAGAAUGUAUUCGGCCUUACGCGUAUGUCCAUCGGGGUUAGUGGACCACUGCUGGUACGUGGUAAAUAUGUGAAUGGCUAUACAUUGGUCCCAUAUGCAACUACUGAAGGGGCCCUAACAGCUUCUGCCUCUCGUGGUGCUUUGGCUUUGAGUCGAUCUGGAGGAGUCAGAUGUAGGGUGGAAGCUGAUGUAGUGCACCGCUCGCCUGUCCUGGUCAUGCGUUGUCUUGACGACUGCAUAACUGUACGCGACUGGGUGCAGGCUAACAAACAACGUAUCCAUGACAACUGCCCAGCAGAUGGCGUGACUAUGGUGGAGUGUGAUGUUCGAAUCGCCGGCCAUGGUCUUCAUUUCACGUUGGCGUUCGAUUGCAGUAAUGCUUUGGAGCAGAGUGUGGCAGCGACAGCAGCUGAUGAGAUAUUCUUCUACAUUCUUCACAGCAUCCAGAGAGACCUUCCCCACGUCCAGAUAGACCAGUACUAUCUUGAAGGGUUCAGAAGUGGCUCUCAGCAUGCAGGGUUUGUCAAUAUCAUUCGACCGCGUGGUAUGACAGUUCAUGCCGAGUGCUUUAUCCCCGAAUCUGUUCUUGCCGAUGUUCUGAAGGUGAGUUCAGAAAAGUUGCUUGCGGCGAGGCGUCAAUUUCAAGAAGGUGAAGCCAACGCUGGUUGUCCACUGGUGCAGAUGAACACGAGCAACGCCCUUGCAAGUUUGUUUGUAGCUACCGGGCAAAACACGGGAAAGGUGGUAGAGUUCAUCUCCAACAAUACUCUCGUGGAGACAGCAACAAGUAGCGACAUUGCUGCGUAUCAAGAGCAACUGAAAUCGGACCAUUCCGUCUACCUGCCCGAAUACGGCUCAGAUAAAGUUGAAUUCCGGAUACAAGACAGUGGUGAUGGAGUAGAGGAAGCAGGUAUCUAUGCUGGUGUCACAAUGCCUUCUCUAGAAUUGCACACGACAGAGAAAGGCUCUCUACUGCCAACUCAAAGAGAAUGUCUGCAGCUGAUGCACUGCACAGGAACUGAUGGUAGAUAUCGACUUGCUGAAAUACUUGCUGGAUCAAUGCUGGGACUUGAACUGUCAACAUUAGCAGCAGUUGCCAGUGGACAGUUUGCCUCUGCACAUGAUAAGCUUGGUCGGAAUCGCAAUGAUCUUGGCUUCAGGAAGUCGCACCUAACUGAAGAGUUCUUCCGUGAAGCUGUAUCAGAUCUGGGAGAACUCAUUGAAGUCAAGCAGACAACUGUGGAUUCCCGUACUAGCAUUCUGUCCGACAUGACCAAAUCACAGCUGAACAAGAUUGUUGGACAUAUUGCAUUCGAUAUCUCCGUUCAGAACAAUGGUGGUGAAACAAGAACCAUUCCAAUGGUGAUGAAGUCGAAGUCCACAGACCGUGAGACAUGCAAUGUCCUGAAUCGUCUUGCUCAAGCUUGUGGUCUGGAGCUCGCUCAACAGUAUGAAUCAUUCAAGAUGGACCUUGGUUUUCGGAACUGCCACAUCCGUGAGCUGGAAAUGCUCCGGAUCACCGAUCCUCGUUUCACAAGGAUUUCACCAAAGACGUUCUACAUCAAGCAGACUACUGAGAAGGAUGUCCUGGUGUACCUCAUGGAGCAUAUGAAAGACAUGCUUCAUUUUGCAACUGCUGACAAUCCAGUAGAUUGGACCAGAUCAGACCAAGAGCUUGUUCUUAGCGAUAUUGCUGACUUUCAUGCAAUGCAUUACGGUAAAGAAGAGGAGCUACUGAGCAAGAAGUGGAUUGAUGCUCACUACCCGGACGACAUGGUGGAGAAGUAUGAUCUAUGGAGUGCAUUGUUGAGGCACAACCAACGUGAACAUCCACACAUCUGGAAUCAUGAUGUUUGUACACUGGCACAGGAUAUCAUUGACCACAUUGGACCAAUCUGGCAAGCGUUUGAGGCUUCCACACGUACAUUGGUCCACAAUGAUUUCAACACACGUAACCUCUGUAUACGCCCUGCAUCACAAAGUGUGGAUGGAAAACGUCAUCUCUGCUGCUACGACUGGGAGUUGGCAACACUCCAUGUACCACAACGUGACGUUGCUGAGUUCUUGGCAUUCGUACUAAGCCCUGAUGCUCCUCUCAGUGAGUGGAAGAGUCUUCUAGAGCAUCAUAGGCUGGCACUGGAAACAGCUACUGGAUGUGAUAUUUCACAACAGCAAUAUCAAGAUGUAUUUGACCUAGUCAUGUGUGACCUGCUAGUCAACCGCAUAGCACUGUACGGCAUGGCGCAUACAUUCAAGGACUACGUCUUCUACGGCCGACUAGUAGCCGCAACGAGUGGCUACAUCCGUCAGCGUAUGCAGGAAAGCGACACGUUGGUACAAUUCUUCCGCUCCUGAAUAUGUACCAUCGGGUACAAACACCCGCACAUGUCCCUAUCAACUUAAUCAAGUAUAGCUUGGUAGUGUCUGUGUCCGACGGCUGUUCUAGCAGCCACCAGUCAAGUGUCACAGUGGUCUAUAGCACCAUGCAGCAAUGCCGUAGCACCACGUACACUUAACUGCUCAUGGUAGCUGUGUACAUACUGUGGACGUACUGUGUAGGUUUCUGGUGGAAUCAUCCUGGUUCACUAUGAUAUGCAUUACGAGUUAAAAAUCAUGCGGGUAUGGCAUUGUGCUGUGCAGCUAGCCGUAUACCAUAGUAGCACUGUAGCCGGCACAUAGUGCAUAUGUGGCAUGUACAAUCAUGUAUAUGGAUGGUUAGUGGUACUAUUCAUACUUGUAGUCGUAACACUCUGCAAAUAGCUGAGGCAUAUCCGCUCAACGGCUAACUUACCUGCUAGUGUAAUACAUCUGAUGAUAAACAAUCCCUUUUUUAUUUGGCCUCAUGCAGUAUGGCUUUAUGGUCUUCUACAUACCAAGUAAUAAUAAUAUAGGACAUAGCUAACUAUAAACCUGAAUAGCAAUACUGCAUGUCAAAGUAUACGGCAGUCACUACUCUAGUGACUCACCAGAUAUACUCCCCACUAAACUUGAACUUGAACUGCACGGAUGAUAACUUCGGGCCCGGCUUCUCAGCAGUAUCUAGUAAUCUCAUCAUCGCCUAAUAGUGUACAUUAUCAAAUACCUAGCAUCACCUAUUCCCUCAGCUAAUAGAAUAAUAUCAUUUUCCUGAUCAGUCUUAUCCACCAAUGUGGACAACCGCAUUGAACUGGCAUAUUACUGUCACUCGGCAUAACGUUAGUAACUGAAUACAGUUGAACAUCCGAUUACGGUGUAUUUCAAA
Molecule: messenger RNA, 4348 nt
Organism: Sycon ciliatum
Lineage: Eukaryota; Metazoa; Porifera; Calcarea; Leucosolenida; Sycettidae
Exons: 12
Coding region: 556-3462 (968 amino acids)
Biological process (GO): coenzyme A metabolic process
Molecular function (GO): hydroxymethylglutaryl-CoA reductase (NADPH) activity
Source: RefSeq, a predicted model, not a curated record